AUGAUCAAUAGCCCUAGAGUACACAAAUCGGGAGGCGCAGGAACUACCCGCAAGAUACGUGAACAGCUCAACUUCAGCGACGAAAGACGGUGGAAACAGUUUUCAGGUCGAAGACUGGAACUUAUCGAGAAGUUCAAGCUUAGUGACCGCAAAGCAAGCGAGCAGGACAAAAAUGUGCAUCAAAUCGCCACGAUUUUGAGAACAGAGUUUGGGUAUCCGCUGAGCGCCUCAGCCGACUUCGAAAAACUAGUCACGGCAGCAGUACAAUCAGUCAGACGCAACCGCAAACGUUCAUCCAGGAACAAGCCUACCGAAUCCGCGUUUACAGCUUCCACCAGCCCAGUAAACGUAGUAGGUUCGCCUCACUCCAACGACUUAUUUUACGAUCACAAUAGCAAGGUAGCAUCUCCAUCGGCCACUCCGCAACCUCAUGACUCUGGUGUUACCUCUUCCAUGGCUAAAAUUCAGCCCUCGAGUUUAUUCACGCAAACAAAUCAACAACACGAUGUCCCCCGAUAUCAUAGCUUCGCACAAGCAGAUUACCCAGCACUCCAGCCCAAGCCGCAGCCUGUGGUCAGCAGACCGAACCGAACAAGUUCUCUGCCACCCAUAAUUACAGUACAAGCCCAAAAUUACGAUGAACUGAUCAAAGCCAUCAUUGCUGAUGCAGUGCACAAUCGAGUCUCGUUACAUGAACAAUCGCGACAGGACGAAUCCGCUCCCAAUUUGACCGAUUUUGCUUUGUCAAGUAAUGAUGGCAAUCUUUUGAAUCUCGCAUUCCAAUCUCAAGCGAUACACGGAUCUUCUAACACUACUGCGUGCCCAAAGACAAAGCCCACCAUUGAAAAUGACAAGAUUCCGUUCUUUCUGCGAGAAAAGAUCUUACUACACGUUCAGCGAUCAAGAGCAUGUUUGGAAGUAAGCUCAGCUCAGGGCUCACUUGAUUUAUACACGAAUUUAGCAAUUCUAGGAGAAGCUUCUAUUAAGGCAUCUGUGGCUUUCGUCAUGGAGAGGUUUUUCUCAAACUUGUCCGGGCCAUCGAUGGAAUACAUCACUUCAAAGCUCAGCUCAGCUCCAGAACUGGCAAGUGUGGCCAUAAAGAUUUUUAAACCUGCCACAGAACGCCAUUUUGAGCAGCUGUCUCAAGAAGCGCAACUAAGAUUGUUCUAUCUUACCAUGGGAAGUAUCAUCAAAGACUUCGGAUUUGAUCCCUGCGUUUAUCCAUUAAGCGAGAUUAUGCAUGAUGUGAUUCUCCGACAGUACCCAUUGGCCAGCAAUCCCAAUGGUGAUUACAAGCGGGCUGCAAUUAUGUCUACGUUGUCAAUGGCGCCUGCUACUGCCAACAAAGAUGUCUACCGAAAAGUACUUUUGAAAUGUAAAGAUAAAGAACAAAGAUUUACGUUCCACCUUUUAAGCAAUGGCCCACCUACUGUGGCAGAGGUUUUGGCGAAUUCUCGUAAUUUAUUCCAGAUUGUGUCUGAAGCCAAGAGUUUACAUUUAAUACACAAUGGCGAGCUUAUCAAGGAUGACAUGGAGUUGGCCAAAAUUUUCAAUCAAUUCACUUCUGAAGAAAUCGUUGUCGACAUCCGGGAGAUUAAACCAGAGUCUUUUGAUGGGCUCGCGAUGUUGAGUAGUGUCUCUACAUCUACUCUGCCCAGUAUUCACGAACCACCUGAUAUUCCUUCUUUCUCAGAAAGGAAAUGGACUGGCCCAUCUAAUGUAACACUCUUUCCACAGGACCACUUCUCAGACCACUUCACAGACCAUGCUUCGAGUCUUCACGAUAUUCCCGCUCUAGAUAGCGAGCAAAGCCAGAAUACACAAUCAUACCUCGCUUCAGAUAGAAGAUCACCAAGUGAGCUACCAAUGAGAAUUGUGCGCGAGAAGAAGGAAGACACACAAGGUAACGGCGAAACUGGGAGAGGUAAACCGCCACUUGUCUUUCAGCCUCUAUUGUAA
Molecule: messenger RNA, 1959 nt
Organism: Lachancea nothofagi CBS 11611
Lineage: Eukaryota; Fungi; Ascomycota; Saccharomycetes; Saccharomycetales; Saccharomycetaceae
Source: the annotation of a GenBank genome assembly